Messenger RNA from Zingiber officinale, 3940 nucleotides. RefSeq names its product mediator of RNA polymerase II transcription subunit 33A-like. NCBI's taxonomy places the organism in Eukaryota, Viridiplantae, Streptophyta, Magnoliopsida, Zingiberales, Zingiberaceae. Gene Ontology annotation, biological process: regulation of phenylpropanoid metabolic process. Gene Ontology annotation, cellular component: mediator complex. The transcript is spliced from 11 exons. The record is from RefSeq and is a predicted model, not a curated record. The coding region runs from base 57 to 2942 and encodes 961 amino acids.
CGCUCACAAAGCAUAAGCAGGGACGGACGGACGGACGGAAAGGAGAGACGACGGCGAUGGAGGUAGCGGAGGGUGGUGACGGAACGGACCUGGAUCGGAGGGUCAUGGCGGCCGUGAAGGCAGCGGAGGAUCGGGGUGAUCCGCCGCUGUUACGCGCCGUGGAGGCGGCGCGGUGCGUGCAAGAACGCGGCCUGGGUCUCCCCAACGUCGAGCUGGCCCACGUCUUGGUCUCCAAUCUCUGCUUCGCCAACAACACACCGGAACUGUGGAAGUUGCUCGAUCAGGCCAUGGCGUCCCGCUUGGUCUCCCCCAUCCACGCCCUGGCCCUCCUCACACCUAGGGUGAUUCUUCAUCGACAGGUGCAACCGGAGGCCUACCGGCUUUAUCUUGAACUCAUGAACCGUUAUGCCCUCUCUUCUCUUUCGGUUGAGGCCGGAUUUUGCCGAGACAAGAUUAUAAAAUCUGUUGAUGAUGCUCUACGACUUUCUGAUACAUAUGGGGUUCAAGAGAUGGAUGUUGGACAUGCAAUUGUUUUGUUCAUCAUGACUAUUAUCACAAAUUUGAUUGAUUGUACAAUUGAAGAUUGUGGACUUCUUGGUAGUGCAUAUGCUAAUGGAGGAAAUCAACUAAUGGAGAUAGACAUGACAACAAAUUUAAAUGAGAAAAGGAAUGAGCAUCGUGAAUAUCUGCGUCAAAGUAAUGCAUUAAUGGCUAUUGAAGUGGUUGAAAAAAUUUCUUCAAAUAGAAGAGCAAAAGUCUUCCUUCGCCUCAUCCACAUCAACAUGCCUGAGAAGUUCAAUGGUCUACUUCAGAGACUACAAACUGUUGAAUCCAACAAAUCAAAGUCAGACAAGUUGUCAUCCAUAAAUAAUGUGUUUGAUAAGUUGUUCAUGAAUAUAAAGAGGGCGAUGAGUAGGGAGCUCCUAAAUAAGCAUCAGCUUCUUGGAGCUCUGGCUGAUCCUGGGCCAUGUAGCUUGAAUUCUUGCAACAGUUUUGGAGCUGGAAGGGAUGCCUGUUGGAUUCCUGUUGAUGUAUUCAUGGAGACUACAAUGGAUGGGAAGCAUCUAUAUGCUAUAUCUUGUAUUGAGGUUCUUACAGAAUUGACCAAAACACUCCAAGUAAUUAAUCAGGCAAGCUGGCAAGAGACAUUUCAAGCUCUUUGGGUUUCAGCUCUUCGACUUGUGCAACGAGAUCGAGAACCCCAGGAAGGGCCAGUCCCACACCUAGAUGCACGACUUUGCAUGCUACUUUCACUUGUCCCUUUGGCUAUCCUUUCUGUUGUCAAGGAUGAUCAUGAUACACCUAUUCCUGUCAGCAAUAGUCCUAUGAGAAGUAGCCCACAUGGACGUGAAGGAAAUAACUUUACUUCUAGACGGCAUGGAUUGAUAUCGUCCCUUAAGACUCUGGGACAAUUUUCAGCACUUCUCUCACCUCCUCCAUCAGUUGUCAAUGCAGCUAAUAAUGCUGCCACAAAAGCAGCCAUCUUUGUUUCUAAUUUCAAGGCUGGGAAUAACAACCUAAAUGUUGGGCGUAAUGAUACUUCUAUAAGAGCAGUUGGGAACAUGUUACAUCUAAUAGUUGAUGCCUGUAUUUCAAGGAAUCUGAUUGAUACGUCCGCAUACUUCUGGCCUGGUUAUGUUGUUCCUUCUGCAUUAUCAAAAGAUUCAACUUCAUUUCAAGACUCUCCUUGGUCAACCUUCCUUGAAGGGGCUCCACUCACUGGUUCAUUGAAAAGCUCCCUCAUGAUGACUCCUACAUCAAGUUUUGUGGAAGUGGAGAAAAUGUACAACGUUGCACUAAUUGGAUCAGAAGAAGAAAAACUAGCAGCUGCUAAGAUUCUAUGUGGUGCAUCUCUUCUCCGUGGCUGGAAUGUCCAGGAACACGUUGUGCGUAUUGUAGUCAAAAUGCUAUCUCCUCCUAUGCCUUCUGAUUCUUCAGCUCCAGGAGCAGGGAAUUAUUUAAUUGGUCACAUGCCUGUCCUCAGUGCUAUUUUAUUUGCAAUUUCUGGAGUGGAUACUGUUCACAUUCUUUCUUUGUAUGGCAUGGUUCCAGAAGUUGCAGCAACUUUAAUGCCACUUUGUGAGUUCUUUGGGUCACUCUCACCCCUUUCCAGUCAUAGAUCAAGCACUUCUGAGGAAUCCUCUGUUUACACAGUUUUCUCCUGUGCAUUCCUCUUUCUUCUUCGGUUGUGGAAGUUCUACAAGCCACCUCAGGAACACUGUAUAGCAGGUCGUGGAGGUCCUGUUAGGCUGGAAUUAACACUAGACUAUCUCUUACUGAUGCACAAUAGCCGUUUGGGUGUGCAGAACUCUCCUGAUGCAGAUAGACUAUCUCUUUCUAAUGCACCGCCAAGUCAACCAGUUUACAUUGACUCAUUUCCAAGACUAAGGGCUUGGUACUUCCAGAAUCAAGCUUGUAUAGCCUCAACCCUUUCUGGUCUUUCUAGUAAAAAUCCUGUCCACCAACUUGCUAAUAAGAUUCUGAGCAUGAUUUGCCGAAAAAUGUCAAAAUGUGGACCUGUUUCUGGUAAUCCUUCAUCAAACUCAAGCAGCAGCAUAAGUGGAUCACCUGUUAAUUCAACUGAAGAUUCUUUUCAAAGACCAAUGCUCCCUGCAUGGGAGAUACUAGAAGCACUUCCCUUUGUUCUUGAAGCUGUUUUGACUGCAUGUGCCCAUGGGAGGCUCUCAUCCCGUGAAUUGACUACAGGUUUGAGAGAUCUUAUGGAUUUCCUGCCUGCUUCUAUUGCUGCUAUAAUUAGUUAUUUUUCUGCUGAGAUUACUCGGGGAAUAUGGAAACCUGUUUCAUUGAAUGGAACAGACUGGCCCAGCCCUUCUCCAACUCUUCUCUCGAUGGAGUCUGAAAUAAAAGAAAUCCUUGCCUCUGUUGGGGUUCAUAUCAACAGUUGUUAUCCACGUAUGAAUUCUGUUCUUGUUCUUUGGUGAUUCUCACUAUCUCAAUUUUGUUAUUUGUCUGAUUUGCCAGUGCUAGUUGUGUUGUUUCUGCCAUUUGCUUUCCUUUUUGUUGGCCUAGAUCUUUGGAAAACCAAAGAUUUAAUUGAUGGAAAAAAUUCUAUUGUUUGGAAUAAAGGAGAAAAAUUUACAGUCAUAUUUAUGACUUUGACAUGACACAUCAUAUUAUAAUGUUCAUAUAACAACUAUUGCUGACACUCACCUCAUGUAUGACAUAGAUUGAUGUAGAUAUCUAGCUUGUUAGAUAAUAUAUAAAAAGUUCCUCAACUAGGAAAAAAAUGAUAAGAUACCCUAUGAAGAUGAUGAUAAAAAACUGCUAAAAUGGUUUAGAUACUAGGUGGAAUUCUCUAGGCUAAAGUUGGGGACAGUCUUUGAAUAAGACUUUGACUUGAUAAGAUCUUCUAAGGAAUUGAUAAAUCUUGGUUAACUCCCUCUAUAGUUGAAGAUACCCCAUGGUACUGAUGUUCCGAAUAUGAACUAACAACUUGUGAGCAUGGUUUAAAGUGCUAUGCCGAAAUGGUCGAAACGGGCAAAAUGUCUCGUUCCGCUCGACGACCGGUACCGGCACGACCUCGGCACCAGGCCCACGACAGGUGUGACGUGUUGCGCGAUCCCGUGGUAGGGGUCGCUCAACCCUUCAACAGUAGCGGAGAGGUCACAUAACCCUUCCGCUGUCGCCGUGGAGAUAUCGUGCAACCUUGCGGUCACUGUAGAGGGUCACACGACCAACGUGGUCGCGCCGAAGGAGUCAUGCAAUCCCUGCGGCCAUGGUUGGUCGCGCAACCCUGCGACAUCACCGAAGUAGUGCGGGCUCGAGAGUGGUGUCGGAUUUCAAAUUUUUUAUAAUUAAACUUAGGUUAAUUUUUUUAAUAAACUCCUAGUUAUGGUGGAGAUAAUUUAAAGAGAUUUUAUUAAACCCUAAUAAAAUUAUCUAAUUAAUUUUAUAUUUCAUUUAUUUUAAUUUAAAAAUU